CGGCGACAGAACUUUUUCCCGAUCUCGCUCGUGAGUCGUGCGUGAGAAUUUCGUGCGAGUUUGUGAACUUGUGGAAGGUCGCGAAUUUGAGUUGGUGAAAUUUGAAAAUUCUGUGACGAAAAAAAAACGCAAAUUGGCGGGACGAACGACAUCGCCAAGCCAGCGAGCCAGCAGCCAGCAUCAACCAGCCUGAACCGUUCAGAGUCGUCGUUCCUUCGUUCGCGUGUGAGUGCGAGGAAAAGUGAAAAGUGAUUUCGGGGUGCGCGUGAAAAACGGGUGCCGAAGGAAGACCAGCAAGAAAAAACGCACCGCGACGGAGAAAAAGUUUUCCUGGAGGAAAAUUUCCGAGCCCGCAAGGAUCGCGAGUUCCACCCCCCUGGAUUAGGAACUCGCGCGUGGCCAACCCUCCGGGAUUACGUGUGGGUCGUGGUGAACUGUGCCCUUUUCCGCAGGACGACGACGACGACGGUGAGGGUUUUGCGUUUUUGGUCCUGAAAAGUGAGAGAAGAAAUAAGAAGAGGAGGAAAAAUCUCGGGUUCGGGGCGUCGACUUGGGGUGAACCCGGGGGUUCCGGAAUCCGGUGGUUAGGUGGUUCCCGAAAACUGGGCGUCAGGAGAAGAUAGUGCCCCUUUUGGGUGGUCAAAAUGUGGAUUGAUGUACGGAUUUUUGCGCAGGGAGUGGAUCCAGGUGUGUAAUGUGAGUCGGUGUGUGCGUGUGCCCCAAAAUGGAAGCUGUGCUGGAAAAAGGAUAACCAGCAGCAGCAGGACAUUUGCCGAGAGCAACCUCCGGAGUUCCGAGGCAAAAUGGGACCUUCCAAGGGGCGCUACCUGUGCUCGUCCAGGAUGAGUUAUGGCGGCGAGGCGAGGAAAAAGUAUGGCGAUCGGUUUUAAGGCCACCCUCGGUGAAAUUCGUGAAAAGUGUAGAAAUUUAAGAAAUGACCACCCGAAAUCAGUGUAGUGAUCGAACGACCCCAAAAUGGUCCCUUGGACAGCAUUUGCGCUCGGUAGGCACCGUCGCCAUCAAGGGUGAAAAACUAGUGUAGAAGCGAAAAAAAAAAAUCCAACUCUUACAACAUUUUCCGAGUUGAGCAGGAUAUCACGAAAGUCUGAAGGAACGCAAAAAAAGUAUCGUGAAAAGUAGUGUGGGGCGGUGCAGAGAGUGGGGGGUGCAAGGAUUUUCCAGUUGGCCCCUCUGAGAUUUUCGAAAAAAGCUCACAGCAUCCCUAUCUCAGAAGCUGUGAGAGUGUCCUCUCCGGAAAAUCUCUCCUUUUACAAACGCACUAACACACGUAGAUGCUGUCGUGGAAAAACAGAGUGGAGAGUAGUGAGCAAAAAAGUGAAAAGUGAAGAAAAAUUUAACAGAAAAAAAAACAAAAACCUUACCUUUGAGGAAAAGUAGAACAAAACAGUCGCAAACAACAAUGCCGCGAUCGCUACUUACUCCUCUACUGCUGGCAACACUGCUGCUGAUCCUACGAUCAGCGUUCGGCCAGCGCCCUCUCGGUAACGCGACCUUUGGUGCGUCCCACAACUCGACGGGCGUUAUCAACGUCCUCCAAACCUCCACGACGGGUCAUCCCCCGACGACCCCGGAGGAACCGUACUACUCAGAGGAGGAGGACGACCAGCACAGCGCCCAUGACGAACACCCCUACCAACAUCCGCCGGGAAUCGACGGCAACCUACCCGGCCAUAUCAGUAUCGCUAGCAAUCAGUACGCCAUAGCCGGAGGCCGCGUAAGCGAUCCCCUCAACAGCUUCUCCCCCAGUAUCAACGACAUCAUAGCGUCUGAAAAUAACCACCUACGGCCCGUCAACCUCAACCCCGUGUCGGACCUGGUCGGAAAAAGUCGCAGCAUCAACCCGUUCAUACCGACUCCGAAUCCAGCGCAGACCGGUGACUCCGCCGGUGGCGCCGGCCCGCCCGGAAGUUUCGCCGAUCUCGGGGGAAACCGGAAGCCGUUCAACCCGCGGCGAAGACCCGCGUCCAGCUCGGCCAUCCACAAUCUGCGCAAGUUGAACAAGAAUGCGGCGGCCAAUGCUGCGGCGACGAGUGGGGCCGAUAGUGGGAUCGAGCGGGCGAACGAUGGGAAUUCUCCGCGGAGAUUGCUGGGCCACGGGACGGUUGGGAUGCCGAUGCAUACGCCCGGGCAUCAGGGAGGACCGGGGAGUAGGCGAAGGCCGUACGAUAACGUGCAGGGAGAGGAUCCGCUGUGGCAGAUUAGGCAGAAGUUUCAGAAUGAGAAAUAUCUCAACCCAAUUAUCUACGAAAACGACGACAUGGACCGGCAGCUGGGCGUGGGGUGCAACUUCGAAACGGAGUGCGCCUGGACGUGGAAACACGACGAUCCCCAGAGCUUCCAGGUGGUCACCGGUGCCAACCUGACCGAGUCGAACCGCACCGGGAUGAUGCCGGGUCCGAAGGCCGACGUCCUGGGCGACGCCAAUGGUCACUUUUUACACUUGAGGCUGACCACGAACAGUACGGCGCAGAUCUUAACAUCGCCGAUGUUUGGGGCAACGCGGGAGAAUUGCUACCUGGAGGUUUACACCCACCAGAGUAUGAUGGCUUACGGGAGUUUGAGGAUCGUGAUUGAAACUGUGGGUUCGCACGAGUCUUCGUGGGUGCCGGCCGAGGUCAUGGGUAAUGAUUUGGGCAAGUGGCUGCUGAACAAGUUCCGGAUCGACAAGAUUACGAAGGACUUUCGUAUACUGUUUGAGGUGGUUCCGAAUCGGUUGGGGGAACAUCCUAGGGGUCAUGUCAGUAUUGAUAAUCUGAGGAUGGUCAACUGCUUCCCGGAUGCGAUCAGUACGAACAACUGUAGCUUCUCGCAGGUUCGGUGUACGGCUAGUAAGGUUCCGGUUUGCAUCAAGACUCCGAAGAUCUGCGACAUUGAAAAGGACUGCGACGAUGAAGAGGAUGAAACGCUCAAUUGUGAUAAAAUUCCAUUUGGAGGUCGCUGUGACUUCGAGUCCGGUUGGUGCGGUUGGCAAAACUAUGGCAAUGCAAUCCUAUCUUGGGCACGUCAUUCUGGACCAACUCCGACGGAGAAGACCGGUCCGGAUAUGGACCACACUCACGAAGCGACUAUGGAGAAUGUUACGGGUUAUUACAUGUUCGUCAACAUGAAUCAGCAUGCCAACGAUAGUGAGAAGAAAACAUUGGUUGGAUUAGCCAGCAAUGCCAUCAUGAACAGUGUUAUCUUCAACCCACCUCCGUUAGUGCAUACGAACGCUUCUUCGCCGUAUCGUAAUUCUUGCGUGGUUCGCUUCUACGUGCACCAGUUCGGCAUGAACCCCGGCAGCAUCAACCUUUCGAGUGUUGAAAUCAAGGAAAAGGAGAACGUAACCACUACUCUGUGGUGGAGCUCGAAGAAUCUUGGCGAAUACUGGGUCCGGGUGGACAUCAUCCUGCCAAAUAUCACUACAAAAUACUACCUUCAAUUUGAAGCCCGCAUGGGAAUGCGCAUCUUCUCGGACGUGGCCAUCGACGACUUCUCGCUGAGUCCGGAGUGCUUCGGGCUGAACAUUCCGGCCGAUGAUCUGCAGGGGUACAACUACUGGGAUCCACGGAUCGGCGGUGUCAAGCAACCCCACAAGGACUUCACCGGAAAGUCAUAUCUCGAACUCAACACGUGCGGUGCCAAGGGUCAGCAUGGUCCCACCCCAGCGGAUUGCCUGACUUCGUACAACGGAACGGAAGCUUUGAAUGCGGUUCAGGUCAUCGACCGACAACCCUUUAAGGGCAUUCAAUCGUGGAAGGUUCCUAACGAGGGUUAUUACACAAUCAUUGCCAAAGGCGCUGGUGGAGGACUUGGUUCCGGAGGAGUUGGAUCUUCCCGUGGGGCGAUGGUGUUGAGUGUGCUGGAGUUGCACAAAGAUGAGGAAAUCUUCAUCCUGGUUGGGCAGAGUGGCGAGCAUGCAUGUAUCAAGUCUAUGGGAUACCGGGAUGAGACGUGUGAGCCGAAGAAUAAGCCACCCUUUGCGAAGGAUACCCUGCCGAUGUACACCUCCAAGACGCAGCAGGUGAAGAAUACCGUGAUUGAGGAUGGGGCUGGUGGAGGUGGUGGAGGGACGUAUGUGUUUUUGCUCAACUCGGCCAACUCGGCCGUCCCGCUGCUGGUGGCCGGUGGCGGCGGCGGACUCGGCGUGGGUCGCUACGUGGACGAGGACGGGCAGCACGGGAAGAAGUAUAUCGCAGGAAGUAAGGACGUCUCGGGGACGGCCCACUCCGACCACGCCCGCCAUGCGGGGCCCGGAGGCGGUUGGCGAGCUCAAGCGGAUAUGGGACUGGACCCGAAGUACGGGGCUUCGCUGCUGGAGGGUGGUCGGGGAGGGUUACCGUGCUAUCCGCCGAGGGGCGCCCAUGGACAGGGUGGGUUUGGUGGGGGUGGAGGGGGUUGUGACACUGGGGGUGGCGGAGGAGGGUUUUCCGGUGGAGACACGAUGAUAAACUCGACGAACGGACAGGGCGGAGGAUCGUUUUUGGCUUCGAAGCGGAACGUGCCGGAACUGUCGAUGGAGCAAUCCGGGGCCAACAGUGGGCACGGAGCGGUGUUGAUCAUUCCGGCUAUACAGGGGUGCGGAUGUGACUAUCGAUGUGUGGCGCUGGAUGAGUACCGGUCCAUGGUGGGUUGUAUCUGCCCGGACGGCUGGACGCUCAAACCUGACAAUUUUACUGCUUGUGAAUUACAAAGUGAAACUCCUGAAAUGCAGUACCUAAUCGUAUUCUUCGUAGUCGUUGUAGUAAUUUUAGUAGCUGCCCUGGCUAGUCUAAUUCUCAUACUAUAUAACCGUUUCCAGCGCAAACGCCAAGCGGCACUGCGCCACAAGAUGCUUCUGGAGCAGGACCUGCAGCUGAGCCGGUUGCGCAGCACCGCCGACGACACCGGACUAACCAACUUCAAUCCUAACUACGGUUGUGAUGGCAUCCUGAACGGGAACGUGGACGUCAAAAGCCUACCGCAGGUGGCCCGCGAAAGUUUGCGGCUUGUCAAAGCUCUCGGUCAGGGUGCGUUUGGGGAGGUGUACCAGGGAUUGUACCGACAUCGGGACGGGGACGCCGUUGAGAUGCCGGUGGCGGUGAAGACGCUGCCGGAAAUGUCGACCGGGCAGGCCGAGUCGGACUUCCUGAUGGAGGCCGCUAUCAUGGCCAAGUUUAACCAUCCGAACAUCGUGCACCUGAUAGGGGUGUGCUUCGAUAGGCAUCCGAGAUUUAUUGUACUGGAAUUGCUGGCCGGUGGAGAUCUCAAGAACUUCCUCCGUGAAGGUCGCAACAAACCGGAACGUCCAUCUCCGCUCACGAUGAAGGACCUAAUCUUCUGCGCGCUGGACGUGGCCAAGGGCUGCCGGUACAUGGAGAGCAAACGGUUCAUCCACCGUGACAUUGCCGCCCGGAACUGUCUGCUGAGUAGUAAGGGCCCUGGCCGGGUCGUUAAGAUCGCUGACUUUGGGAUGGCCCGCGACAUCUAUCGGUCCGAUUACUACCGGAAGGGUGGCAAAGCGAUGCUGCCCAUCAAAUGGAUGCCUCCGGAGGCCUUCCUGGACGGCAUUUUUACUUCAAAGACUGAUGUGUGGUCGUUCGGUGUGCUGCUGUGGGAGGUGUUCAGCCUGGGGCUGAUGCCGUACACCGGACUGCCGAACCGUGAUGUGAUGCAACUUGUGACCGGCGGAGGUCGUCUGGACGCGCCGCCAGGCUGUCCGAACGCCAUCUACCGCAUAAUGGCCGACUGCUGGAACCCAACGCCCGAGGAACGUCCCACGUUCUCGAACCUAUUGGAACGGCUGACGACCUGCACGCAAGAUCCGGAGGUGAUGAACGCUCCGCUGCCAAGCUUUUUCCGGCCACCGUCAAACGAACGGGACACCACGAUAAUGCGCCCACCGGGCAACGACGACUUCUGCCUGCAGGUGCCCAACUCUUCGGACUAUCUUAUUCCGCUGCCCGGACCACGAACCGUUGCCGAACGACUGUUGAGCGAAGCGACCGGCGUUACCAUUCCGGACACGAUGGUAACCUGCACGCCACCCAAGACGGCCUCGCCACGCAUCAUCAACGGACAACCGCAGCAGCUGCAGCAGGACGGCAAGUGCUGGGAGACUUCGUUCAUCCGGGAACAACCCACGGUGGUCACUUCGAUGGCCAGCAUGCCCGCCGUACAGGAUCCUACGAUGCUCGUGGACGAGAACGGUCCGAUCGAUGUGCCCGGAUGUCCAGUGGUCGACAAGCUGAUCUCGCUGGAUACGCCCCAGCAGACGCCAACCAGCAUACAGCCGCCCAUCUCGUUCAGCACCCCCAUGACGAACGGACCGGUCACGGGCCACGGCCACAACGGCGUCGUCGUAAUGGCCCACUGCAACGGUGGCAUCAACGGGUCGCCCCAGCUGCUGGCCAACGGAACCGGUCCGAACGGGUCCGGAAUCAUACCGCCGCCGCCGCUCGUGGACCAGAUCGAUACGGCCAAGAUACUGAACAGCAUACCGCCGCCGCCCAUCACGCUGGAUCCGUCCACGCUGACCAAGCAGCAGGCCGGCAUCGGUGGGACGUCUUACGCCAACAUCCGGAUGAUCAACGCGAGCAGCUUGAACGGCGGGGAUCACGGCGAGAAGAUGCCCGGGGGAAGGGGUAAUGGAGGGGGUGGUGGGGGAGGUAACGGCGGGGGAAGUAACCACCAUCACAGUAAUAGCAGUGGAAGUGACAAGAGUGGGGAGAAUAAACCGACGGCGUUUACGAUUCAGACGUUCAGCGAUCGGUACAUAAACAAUGAGAACCAUUCGGAGAUCAGCUGUUAAAUUAGGAAUGGGUUUUAAAGGAUGGGGUGGGGUGGAAGUUAUUAAGAUUUUUUGCCUUCCUUACUGAGGAAAGGCUAAAAAAUCACCUGAAAAAUUUCUUUUUAAAUAUUCCUUUUAGACAUAUCUUCUUUUUCUGAGCAGCUUUCGCUGACGAAAAUUUAUCCGGAUUUGUUCCAUUCGGUCCAACUUCGGGUCCCAUAGCUUGGUAUUGAAAAUUGCAAAGCUUAAUUCAGUUGUUUAAUAGUUAUUCAAACAACACAUUUUGGCGGACGUCAAUAAAUUAACACCUUGACUUUCGACCUUGCGGAUAUAGUUGGAAACUACCUUUUCAAAGCUUAUGUUGAAAGCAUUUUUUAGGUUAAGUUUAUGAGGAAGACAUCAACCACUGAGUUGGGUUAAAGGAGGUUUUCAUUGUGCUUUAGGGGAAAUAUACCCAUUUUAAACACUCUAAGCCGUUCGACCAAUUUCCAUCACUUUUGCCGUUUUCCGCUAUUAAAUCAACAUUUGAGAGUUGCUUGCUCACUUUUAUUUGAGCUAUUUGUUACUUUAUGAAACUGUAAUUCAUUAUCAAAGUGCUGAUAGGCCGAUAAUAGAAAUAGGCUGAAAAAAUGUAUAGUUCCCCUACUUCGUUCUGUGGGGCUCGCAAAAUAAAAAGGACGAUUUGGUUGAGAUUGUUAAAAGUUUACUAAAUUUAAUGAACUUUUUAUUUGUGAUUUGACCAGAUUAUUUUAAUAUUUGCAUUUAUAAUAUUAAAUUUUAAGGUAUUCUAAUCAUAAACCAGACAUUUGUAAACUUUUUACAUACCUUUUUUUUGCAAAAACAUUCUAACAAAAUUAUCGAACAUUGAGAUCUGUCCGACCCUUACAGCCAUAGUUAUUUCACUGUCUCAUUGUUGAUGAUCAUGGCAAAAACAAUGAGACAGGUGUAGGAUUAAAGAAUGGCAAGAUACAGUAGUUGUUCGGUAACUGGGCGUUGUUUAACUGGGCUGCUUUUUAACUGGGCGCUCGAUAACUGGGCCGUAGCCCAGUUAAAAAGCAGACAAACGUCAAAAAACCAAAACAAACUGAAAUGACCGAGGGGUUAGUGGAUGCAAAAAUCAUGUUCAAUAAAUAAAAAAACUUGUUUUCAAACUUUUAUUUUAUGUCAAGUCUUAUUUAAAGAAAUAUUAAAAGUAAGCAUUGUAAAUAAAUUUUAUUAACUUUUAUUUUUAUAUUUCAUCAGGAAAAUAUUAUCCAUCGGUGGUCCCCUCGUUAUUUUUCGUUCAGCCUAGUUAUCGAGCAGCAUUCGGUGUUACCGUUACCGAACAAGUACUGUAUCUGCGUGUAAUUUCACUAAGCUUAGACAGGUGUGGUACAAUACUAAAGGAGAAAAGCAACUCGAAACAAAAAUUUAAAGUGUAUGAUUUUACAUUGUAAUUUUGAAAAUCUUGAAUUAAGUUUCCAUCACCGGAUUGAUGUCUAUACAAUCGUAGACCCAACAAUAAUCUCAAAUGAGAAACAACUUUUUUCAAAGGAAAAGUCCUUAUGGAAGGCAAUGUUUACUAUCAAACCACUUAAAAGUCACUCAAAAAAUUUACGACGUCACGGUUUUCUAUUACAGCCCGAAUGUCCGCUAAUUCGAAUGCUCGCUAAUUCGAACGUAUUUGAAUUAAAAAGCACUCAACCGUCAAAACCAGCUGUCAAACUGAUGUUGACGUUCCAAUACCAUUGUUCGAAAAUUUCCGAACACGUGGUUUUUGACGUGGCUUUUGACAGCUGUCAGCCGUUUCAUUUAGUAUAUUUGGAUUCGCUCAUUCCAAUGCAAAAAAAAAUAAGUGAGUCACCCAAAACCUCAUUCCAAUGCAGUUCCAUUCGAAUUAAGGAAUCCGCUCUGUACAGGCGUGUAAGACAAGCGUUUACCGCAAAUAGAACAUCCCGCUCUUACACCCUAGAAUCACAAUAAGAACUACAAUUACGAUUAAAGAACAAAAACAAAAUUUCCUCAGUUUUAAAAUUGGGCUCUUAAAAGAGAGGAACGUCGAAUUCAGGGAAAACAUAAAACCAAAACAAAUUACAAAGUCAAACUAAAAAGUGAUGAAAUGUCACUUUUAUUAUGGAGCACACGCACACUAUGAAAACAGAGUUCAGUAAUGUGUGUGUGAGCGUCGUGUAAAAGGAGUGUCAAACCGAAAAGGGACCCCAAUGGUUUGACAACAAUCGGUGUUGUCAAACCACCGGGGUUUUAGUGUAGCAUUUUGCGUUAAUGUAUGUUAUUUUGUGAGAAUAUCUAUUUUUAGUUUAAACAUUACUUUUUCACUCAAAAACAAUCCCUUUUACAACACUUUGCAAGGGAGUGUCGAUAACCAGAUUAUUAAAAAAAAUAUGGCUGUUAAACACAAAUUUCCCCCUAACAAUGAGCUUGAUUUUUAUCAUUGUUCUCCAUAUCUCAUUAAUAACUACUCUGUGUGGGAUAUUGUCUAAGCUUUAUAUUUGCACAUUUUGUGAAUUCCGAAAUUUUGAAUCUUCGAAUCACAUAGAUAUUUUUUGACAAAUAUUAAUAAGAAUGCCUUCCAGAAUUUUAUUUUAUCACUUUGUUGGGUUUUUUUGUUCAAUACCUUAAAAAGUUUGACGGUGCGGUAACAUUGGCAAAAAAAUCACAAAAUAUUUCAAAUUUGGUAGAAAAUUACUUUUUAAAACAUCGUUUAAAACACUUUAUUAAGCGGAAAGUUAAUUACAUACUUACACAACGUUGUUAUAAUGAAUGAACUGGCAACAUUACAGAGAUAUAUUUUUAUUUGAAUAACACUGUUAUAACUUUUCAAUUCCAUAUGAAGGAAAUUCGAUUGAAAAUGCUUGCGGAACCACUUUUCUUGCCAUCAAUUUUCUGAUAUUUAGAAAAAAAAACCCUUUUCGAUAAGUCAUAACAGCUGAUAAUCUGGCAAAUCUGCCACAACUAAAAAGGUGUGAUAAAGACUGGCGGUUCAAGUAGAUUAAAUUAUUACAGUUACAAUUAUUUCAAAAAAAAAAUUUCUUUUUAGAAAAAUGAAACCGGAAAAGACGUUAAAUAAAAAAAAUAUUUUUUCAUAAACUCACUGAUAUUUUACAAAUUUAUGACAGCAUAACUGUGACAAUUUGUAAACAGUAUAGCGCAAAUUAAAAUGAGUCACACAAGUUUUUAAUUAGAUACUUUUUUUUAAAGAAACUUUAUUAUGUUCUUGAAGAAUGGUGCAAUCUACAGAAACCAACCAUGUAUCCAUUUUCCUUGAUUUUUAUUUAAACUAUGUUGGGGCUCACUUAAAAAUAUUUUGAAUAUAAAUGAAAUCUUUAUUGUAAAAGUAUAGAUUAUUUUUAGCUUUAGCUUACAUUUUUUGUAAUACAAUAAUUUUCAAACAACUUUGAUUGUGUACAGCGCACUUUACAACCAUUUUUUGCCUCGGGACAUCAGCUAGAAACUAAGGACAUAAACUUGAAAAAAUAUUAACAACAUGUUAUAACAAUCAAGUUAUAUUUGUUAAUAAAACAUUUUAGCAAAUAAUAAAUACAUUUCUUAUAACCAAAAUAAUGAAAACAAGCAACCAACUCAUUCUUUUCACAAAGCAUGUAAAGCAUAAUAAAAAGAACUUAAUUGUAUUUGAAUUAAACUCUGCAAACCUUCUAACAAUUGUUGAAUCAUGAAACUGACAUUCAAUUUAGAUGUACCUAGUGGGGUUAACCAUCGGCCAAAAAAAAUAAUCAUAGUAUGAUUUCUAAACAACCAAUACAAUUUAAGCAAUAUCAAAACACUUUUUGGUGAAUAAAAGUGGUCUUGAAUUCUAAGCGUCCAACUUAACUAUGAAGAAAGCACAUUAGAUUUGUUUAAAAAAUACACUCAACCCCCGGUGGUUGGUCACAUUUUCGUUUGACACUUUUUAAGUUUGUAGGGGAAAUUCUCGUAUGUUUGGCAGGUUAAGCUCUCGCUCCUAACUCCAUCCAAUUUGCUGAUUUUCACUAUUCGAAUAACUAAUUUUGCAAAACUUUUUUGUAGAAACUUGCUUGCUCACUUCUUAUUGAGCUGUUUAUCAUUCGAUUUCAGUAGAAAACGCUUUUAAUUAGCUUUAAUUGAAUGUCAAAGUUCUGACCUGCCAACAUUAGAGGAACGCUGGAAUUAGAUGCUGUUCCCCUACCUCGUUCGUUUGACAAAGUCAAACUAAAAAUUUACGAAAUGUCACUUUUUACACGGCGCUCAUAUCAAAACAAACGUUGGGUAGUGUGUGUAAGCUCUGUGUAAAGAGGGUGUAAAACUAGAAAGUUACCCCGUACGUUUGACAACGAUUGGUGUCAAACCAUCGGGGAUUCAGUGUAUUAUUUUUGAGGAGAUGAUCUCAACUAGGAACACUUACUUUUCUCACUAAAGUUUCAACUUGAAGGUACGAAAAAGUUUAAUGAAAUGGGCUCAGAUUUGUUGCCAAAACCAUCAAAAAAUCACAUUAACUCAAAGACGACCCUGGGCUCGAGGUCGGCUCAACGUCACUCCCACUAACGAGAUCAAAACGUAUUUUGUUGAGUUUUUUAAACCGCAAAAUGAUAUUCUACUAAGCAUUAAUCAUAAUUUUGAAGAUUUUUGUAGUUAACUGUUAACUUCCACCCACCCCUAAAAGCGCAUCGAAAGCUGGUCGCGCCGAAAGUUGAGAGUUAAAAUGGGUUUCAAAAACUUCAACAAGCAUAAUAUAAAAUUAAAGAAAAAAAAAAUGCACACACGAAACGGAAAUGAAACGAAGACUUUGAAAAAGUUUAUUCGAAGUAGCGAACAAAAAAACCACUGAAGCAAAUGGAUAAAACGGGAAUGAAUUAAGAAUAAAUAUUUAAAGAAAAUCACACACACACACACACACACACA
Messenger RNA from Culex pipiens pallens (northern house mosquito), 11644 nucleotides. It is a transcript of the gene Alk, whose product is annotated as tyrosine-protein kinase receptor. Gene Ontology annotation, cellular component: membrane; signaling receptor complex. The record is from RefSeq and is a predicted model, not a curated record. Gene Ontology annotation, biological process: regulation of neuron differentiation; protein phosphorylation; multicellular organism development. Bases 1421 to 6790 code for a protein of 1789 amino acids. The transcript is spliced from 17 exons. Lineage: Eukaryota; Metazoa; Arthropoda; Insecta; Diptera; Culicidae. Gene Ontology annotation, molecular function: ATP binding; protein binding; transmembrane receptor protein tyrosine kinase activity.